AUGAAGUGGGCUACCAUCAGCACGGCUUUGCUGCCCCUGGCCGCCGCCAGCGGCUUCACCCGCCAGCAGUAUGCCUCCGGAGAGGUCAUGGAACUCAUGAUGUCCGGCAAGGAGGCUGCAUGGGCCAAGGAGCGUGCCGCCGGCAACUUUGACAACACCAGGUGGAACGGCUUCGAAAGCAAGCGCCCCACCAAGGGCAAGAUUGAGUGCAAGGACGGUCGCGUCGAGGCUGUCAAGGGUGACGCCGACCAGACGUACAAGUGCAAGAACGUCGACUUGUACGACUUCAAGACGCACGCCGAGCUCGGUGACGCUGUUGGCGAGGGCAGUGGUUCCUGGGGUUGGUCGCACCGUGGCCGUGACUUUAUUGCCAUUGGCCAGACGUACGGUGCUUCCUUUUCCGAGGUCACCAAGGAGGGCAAGCUCGAGUACCUUGGCCGUCUUCCCGCCCAGAACGACUCGGUCAUCUGGCGCGAGAUCAAGGUCUUGGGCGACUCACUCAUUGUCGGCUCCGAGGGUGUCGGCCACCACGUCCAAAUCUUCGACUUGAAGAAGCUCCUAAAGCUUACCCACAAGAAGCCCUACACCUUUGACAUUGUCAAGGACGUUGCUCUGGUCGACAUCAACCAGGGUAUCAAGGGCCGCACCCACACGGUUGUUGCCAACCAGGAGAAGAACUAUGCCGUCGCCUGCGGUGCUGGCGGCCGUCCUGGUCGUAACGACACCUGUGCUGGUGGCCCCAUGUUCAUCAACAUGGACGACCCCACCAAGCCCUACGUUGAGGGAUGCAAUGGCCAGGACGGCUACACCCACGACGCCCAGUGCAUUGUCUACCGUGGUCCUCACAAGAAGUACUACGGCCGUGACAUUUGCUACGGCUACAACGAGGACACUCUGACCAUUUACGACGUUACGAACAAGAAGGGCAUGGGCAAUGCCGGUGCCAUCAUCUCGCGCACUCCCUACGUCGGUGCUUCCUACACCCACCAGGGUUGGGUUCUCGACCCCUUCUGGCAAACCCACAUUGUCAUGGACGACGAGCUCGACGAGGGCCAGAUCGACCCCAACCGCACUGCCGUCGACUCACCUGCCAAGGAUGGUUUCGCCGUCACCUACAUUGUUGACAUCCAGAACCUCGAGAAGCCUUUUGUCAGCGGCCACUACAAGACCACUACCCGCUCCGUCGAUCACAACCAGUACGUCUACGACGGUCUUUCCUACCAGUCCAACUACCAGGCUGGUCUCCGCAUCCUCGACGUCUCCUCCAUUCCCCGUUACCCCGACGGCUCCAAGGUCAAGGAGAUUGGCUACUUUGACGUCUACCCUCCGGAUGAUGUCAAGCCCGGUGGUGGUGAUGCUCUCUGGAACGGUGGUACCUGGUCUGCCUACACCUUUGACUCUGGCUUUGUCGUCGUCAACACCAUUGACCGUGGUGUCUUUGUCGUCAAGCAGGCUGAUGUCAAGGGUCCUAAGAAGGGCAAGGGUCAGUACUGGAAGUAG
Exserohilum turcica Et28A is the source of this 1500-nucleotide messenger RNA. RefSeq lists its product as uncharacterized. The record is from RefSeq and is a predicted model, not a curated record. The transcript has 2 exons. Gene Ontology annotation, cellular component: extracellular region. The coding region runs from base 1 to 1500 and encodes 499 amino acids. NCBI's taxonomy places the organism in Eukaryota, Fungi, Ascomycota, Dothideomycetes, Pleosporales, Pleosporaceae.